This is a messenger RNA of Geodia barretti, 2599 nucleotides long. Lineage: Eukaryota; Metazoa; Porifera; Demospongiae; Tetractinellida; Geodiidae. The record is from the annotation of a GenBank genome assembly.
UGGCCGGAAGUCGCUAUAAAUAUACGCGCGGGUCCGUCAGUCGUCGGUAGACGAGGGUUGGAUGGUCAUCAUCGGAGGCAAGCAACUGACUCAUAAAAAAUUGAACUCUGAGCAGUUGCAGAGACACUUAGCCCAAUCUGACGUAAUUUUCCCGACCGAAACUCAGCUCCAACUCGUAUAGCUAACAUACUGCAACCUGAAGGCCGUUGUCGCAGGACAUGUGUCUCUUUCGGAGAGCCAAAUCGAGCUUGGAAGAGCGGUUCCCCCACAAGAACUGGGCGAUAAUCUUAUCUUUUCAGCUUCUAAUCAGCACCAUAUUCUCAGUGAUGAGUCCGUCGGUGUAUCAAUACGUCACAUCUCCCACGCACUUUACCUGAAAACCUAAGGAACGAAAAGGAUACAAACCGGUAUUGGCCUGGUCUGGGGGGUACAGACACAGACUAUGCCUUGGUUCAAGCAGCCCAGCCACUCUUUGAAACUGGUGCAGUGUUGGUGACAGUGCCACUGGCAUACCGGUUGCCAUUCUCUUGUUUGCUCUUUGCCUUUGUGGCCCUGGCUGGUGUGGGCGGAGGGAUGUAUGCCCUUGCAGAGCACGUGUGGGUUGCAUUUCUAGGACGUGGACUAAUGGGGGCAGGUGUCCAGUUCGGGGCAGCAACAAUCCACACGUACAUUGGAGAAAUGGGGACUAUGAUGGACGAUAUCAGACAAAAGCUGGAGAGAAAACCAAGGAAGUUGAUACUCUACAUCAUAUACUCAUUUGUGCUGAAUGGAGGAUUUGUUGUGCCUUAUGUUGUUACAUCAGUCAUGUCGACAUUCCAAGACGUCAACCCUUAUCGGUGGCCUGGGUGGUCUGUGACAGCCCUGGCUGCUGUUCUGGGGACGGUGGUACUGCUGUGCUUUAGAGAAACCCGCUCUUUCCCCCGACCGACAAUCACAAGAAAAAGUUGUUCAGGACUUAAGUUGUCAACCCAACUAAAGAGUAGGGCCAAGAUACGACUCAUGACCUACAUAUUUGUGAUUGGAUGUGGGUAUAUUGCAGGAAAGGUGUAUGCUAUUCUGCUAACUCUAGUCCCACCAGUUCUGGACAACAAUUUUGGUUUCACUGUGGAAUACUCUUCACUAUUCUUGCUUGGUGUUUCUGCUGGUUUUCUGAGUAGCAGCUUUAUACAUUUAGGAGCUAAGUUUGCGAGGGUUGAUAACAGAAUUCUGCUGGGAGUGUGCCUUGUAUUAACUCUGCUUGGAGCUUUACUGGUGGGGGAUUGGCAGUCCACUGCCCAUGGAAACCCUUGCCAAAUGCCUGUCACCACUGACUGCUCAAACAACUUGUCACUGGAAAUUACGAGCGGUCUAUCUCCACUGGGAGACGAAGACAAUCUUGCUCUGAACUGUUCCAAUAUCUCCAUACAAUAUUUAAGUUUCAAUGAGCGAUAUGUUGACACCUGUGAAUCCCUGGGUACAGAUGACAACAGUUGCUUUUGGAACCAGCAGUCUCGCGUAACUGGAGAUUUCUGUAACACGUGUCUCCCUGCUUGCCUGAGCAGACAAGCCACACUCAAUUUCUACCAGUUUUCUUCGGGAGUACUGCUUCUGUCAAUAGCAGCUCCUCUUGGAUUUGUUUUUACCUCUGCAGUAGCGUCUGAGAUAACACCACUGGAAUCACAGGGUACAAUACUGAGUCUGUUAGUGGGGGCGGGUGCGUUCAGCAGAGCGGUCUCCCCAAUUUGGUUUGUGAGGAGCUAUGAUGCAAGUGGUAGACAUAUGUACUUUGCUAUGGGCAUCACUGCUGGCUGUGCGCUGGUUCUGCUUCUUUUACUCGUUCUCCUCUACAAUAACCUGGCUCCUAUAUCCUCAUCUGGUGCAGGUGUAGUAGUGACAGCUACCUCAAGGUUAGCAGUGGAACUUGAGAACGAAUACUUGUCAGGCAACAACGAAGCGGUGAUUGAUCAAAUUUGGACAGAGACUCCACUGUAGCUUUCUCCCUGGUGCAAAUAACUGAUUUUAAUUUGGGCAUGGCACAUACAUAAUAAUAAUAAUAUUUUUGUGUGCUUAAUGCUAUAGUUGUGUUAUAUAACCAAUGUUUGAGAGAGCCGUUAUGAAGAUGGUAAAGGUUUAUCAUAGGAUCAUAGGAGUAGUGAAGGCUGGCUGCAUGUCUUGGUAUCUUUCAGUUUUAGAAAUAAUUAUCAUCUGUGCCAGGUCUCCCUUGACUGAUGACCCGCUAUACUGUGCCUGGCUACCACUUCACUCCUCCCUCAACACCGAUCUAAGAGACUGCGAGGUCAGGAGCUGCUGUUGCCAAAGUCCAACCCACUAUCAGAAGUUUCCAGGAGUGUCGCCACACCGGCCUCCAGGGUUGCCCCUUCCACCCAUUCAGUCCAAUAUGACAAUCAACACUGUAUGAAUCAGAGUGUGUCCACAAAACACGGGCCUUCACUUUAACACUUAACCCUUAGCCAGCCACAGGCAUCUAUUAUAUAAUAAUUAUGCCAGAGCCUCCAUAAGAAUUUAUUUAUGGCUAUAAUACUAGGCUAUAAUACUAUGUUAUAGAUCGAUUUCUGUUUAUUAAGGAGAUACCCAUGGCGUCCAAAGGGUUAAAGCCGCG